AUGCAACGUCGAUUACUAGCAACUGCAAGCAAGGCAAUAGUUCGUAAAAUGAAGAUCACUCCGAUUCCUUGUCUUUCCGACAACUACGCAUACCUCCUCCUCGACGAACACACCAACAAAUCCGCACUAAUCGAUCCCGUCGAGCCGUCCAAGGUCCUCCCCGUCGCAAAAGACACCAACAUCACAGCCGUCCUCACAACACACCACCACGCAGAUCAUGCUGGUGGCAACAAGGGAAUCGCAUCCCAACUCCCUCAUAUACCCAUCUACGGCGGCGACGACCGCAUCGAUGCACUAUCCCAUAAAGUAGAGGACCGUGUCAGUUUCAAGAUCGGCAGUCUCGAUGUCACGCCCAUGUUUACCAUAUGUCAUACCAAGGGGAGCGUGUCGUACUAUGUCGUGGAUGCUAGUACGGGCCAAAAGUGUGUGUUUACGGGUGAUACGUUGUUUGUUGCUGGAUGUGGUCGUUUCUUUGAAGGCACGCCAACGGAAAUGCAUCACUCCCUCUUGGACGUAUUGGGCAACCUGCCAAAGGAAACUGAAGUAUACUGCGGCCACGAAUACACGGCCUCCAAUUUGAAAUUCGCUGCUGCUGUCGAACCAUCAAAUCACGAUGUGGCUCAAAAGCUGGAAUGGGCGAAGAAUACGAAAUGCACUGUCCCAUCAACAAUCGGUGAAGAAUUCAAAAUAAAUCCCUUCAUGAGACUCAAUUCAAAAGAGAUUAUUGACAAGACUGGAGUCUCGGAUCCUAUUGGUGUUAUGGGCAAGUUGAGGGAGAUGAAGAACAAGUUUUGA
Messenger RNA from Synchytrium microbalum, 795 nucleotides. RefSeq names its product hydroxyacylglutathione hydrolase. The record is from RefSeq and is a predicted model, not a curated record. Bases 1 to 795 code for a protein of 264 amino acids. Gene Ontology annotation, molecular function: hydroxyacylglutathione hydrolase activity. NCBI's taxonomy places the organism in Eukaryota, Fungi, Chytridiomycota, Chytridiomycetes, Synchytriales, Synchytriaceae. The transcript is spliced from 4 exons.